GGAACGCGUGCGCAAACCGCUCCGGCGUGACACGCGCGUGCUGGUGAAGGAGGAAGUGUCCGGUGCGGUAUCACACCGGAGAGAGAGAGAGAGAGAGAGAGAGGGGACUUUAAUUAAAACGGUGAGACGGUGAGAAUAAUCAGACCCUGAAACAUGUCGUGGCUUUUCGGUCUGAAUAAAGGACAAGGCGGCGGCGCGAGCCCGGAUGUUCCGGUACCGCCUCCGCCUCCUCCUCCGCCGGCCGCGGGUUCAGGGGGAAGCGGCGGAGACAAACCCAAGGACAAAUGGAGCAACUUCGACCCCACCGGGCUGGAGAGAGCGGCGCAGGCCGCCAAGGAGCUCGACCGGUCCCGCCAUGCGAAAGAGGCGCUGGAGCUGGCGCGCAUGCAGGAGCAGACGGUGCAGAUCGAACAUCAGAGCAAGAUAAAGGAGUACGAAGCAGCAGUGGAGCAGCUGAAGGGGGAUCAGAUCCGUAUUCAGGCGGAGGAAAGGAGGAAAACUCUGAGUGAAGAAACCAAACAGAAUCAAGCGAGAGCUCAAUACCAGGACAAACUGGCUCGACAACGCUAUGAGGACCAGCUCCGACAACAGCAAGCAAUAAAUGAGGAGAACCUGCGCAGACAGGAGGAGUCUGUACAGAAACAGGAGGCCAUGAGGAAAGCCACCAUCGAGCACGAGAUGGAGUUGAGGCAUAAGAAUGAGAUGCUGCGGAUCGAGGCUGAGGCUAAAGCUCGCGGCCGGGUGGAGAGAGAGAACGCUGACAUCAUCAGAGAACAGAUCCGCCUUAAAGCAGCUGAACACAGACAGACUGUACUGGACAGUAUACGAACUGCCGGUGCUGUGUUUGGGGAAGGUUUCAGGGCUUUUAUCUCCGACUGGGACAAAGUGACCGCUACGGUGGCAGGACUCACUCUGCUGGCUGUGGGUGUUUACUCGGCGAGAAACGCUACAGCAGUGGCAGGGAGAUACAUCGAGGCUCGGCUCGGGAAACCGUCUCUGGUGAGGGAGACGUCACGCAUCACGGUGACGGAGGCUAUCAAACACCCCGUCAAGACCACCAGGAGGUUGACGAGUAAGCCUCAGGAUGCUCUGGAAGGAGUUGUGCUCAGUCCGCCGCUGGAGGAACGUGUCCGUGACAUCGCCAUAGCGACUCGGAACACCCGCCAGAACCGAGGUCUCUACAGGAACAUCCUGAUGUACGGACCUCCUGGGACGGGGAAAACACUCUUCGCCAAGAAAUUGGCAGUGCAUUCUGGGAUGGACUACGCCAUUAUGACAGGGGGAGACGUGGCCCCCAUGGGGCGGGAAGGUGUAACUGCCAUGCACAAAGUGUUCGACUGGGCCAGCACCAGCCGCCGAGGCCUGCUGCUGUUUGUGGACGAAGCCGACGCUUUCCUGCGCAAGAGAUCCACCGAGAAGAUCAGUGAGGACCUGCGAGCCACGCUGAACGCCUUCCUGUACCGAACUGGAGAGCAGAGCAACAAGUUUAUGCUGGUUUUGGCCAGUAACCAGCCCGAGCAGUUUGACUGGGCCAUUAACGACCGUAUCGAUGAGAUUGUAAACUUCGCUCUUCCCGGCCCUGAGGAGAGAGAGAGACUCGUCCGGCUUUACUUUGACAGAUAUGUCCUGGAGCCGGCCACCGGGGGGAGACAGCGGCUGAAACUGGCGCAGUUCGACUACGGAAAGAAGUGUUCAGAGAUCGCCAAGCGCACAGAGGGCAUGUCAGGUCGAGAGAUUUCCAAACUGGGCGUGGCCUGGCAGGCUGCUGCGUACUCCUCCGAGGACGGCGUUCUGACCGAGGCCAUGAUCGACGCCCGUGUGGACGACGCUGUCCGACAGCACAUGCAGAAGAUGGACUGGCUGCACGGGGACGGCGUUCUGGAUAACGAGGGCCGCGUCGCCCCUGCAGAUCACCAGGGGGGCAAAGGCGGCAAAACCGGCUUCAUCCUGCCUCAGGGUUCGCCGCCGCAGGCACAAGAGGUUCUGUGUCCCUUAAAGGAGGGUCUGGACUCUACCAUUCCACCACCAGAGAAGGGGGGGUAGCAGUGCUGCAGACAAAGGGUCUGUUCCAUUGGAAGGGGACGGGGGAGUUAAACACACAGAAAAGAAGGACGUCCCACCAAAAGACGGCACACCGGUAUAAGUUUCAUCGAGAGCUGAUCCUGGGUCAGAUUCACUGAGUCUUGAUAUGAAAGCUAGAUCCCCUGCUGACGCACAGAGGGAUAACGUUCAGCAUUUCCGUUUAGUUAGGAGACAAAGCUCAGAGCAUCUCUACGAAUAUUUGUUAAAAAAAAAUAAUAAAUCGGUGUUACCCUG
Molecule: messenger RNA, 2316 nt
Organism: Pangasianodon hypophthalmus (striped catfish)
Lineage: Eukaryota; Metazoa; Chordata; Actinopteri; Siluriformes; Pangasiidae
Gene: atad3
Product: ATPase family AAA domain containing 3
Exons: 16
Coding region: 154-2043 (629 amino acids)
Biological process (GO): mitochondrion organization
Cellular component (GO): mitochondrion
Molecular function (GO): ATP binding; ATP hydrolysis activity; zinc ion binding
Source: RefSeq, a predicted model, not a curated record